AUGGGUGGUCAUGGGGGGCUAAACAUUCUUCCUCAGAAAAAAUGGAAUGUUUAUAGGAAAGAUAGACAAUAUAAAGUUAAUUAUGAUGAAAACAAACUUAUAAAAGAAGAAGAAAAAAAGGUAAAAAAAAAAAAUGAACAGACAUUUGAAAAAGCUAUCAACCAACUAAAAGAGAAUGCUCAUCAAAGUAGUGCAUAUCGAAACAGUUCCCACAAGAACGAUACAUUUGAAAAGGACACUCGCCGGAAGUACAUAUACCAAAACAAUAAAGAGGAAGACAGAACCCAUUAUUGUGAACACAUUAAUCUAUUUGCCGAAGAAGAAAAAGAAAUAAAUGAAAGAAAUAAAAUGCAUGAAGAAUUUUUAAUAAAAAAAGGACACUAUAUUUACAAUGAUAAAAAUUUUAAUGGCGAAAAUUGUAUCUAUGACAAAACAAAUAAUGCAAAAAUUGUUUCAGACUUUGAUAAAAUCAAAAUAAGUCAGAAUGAGUGGCUCAUGAAGAGACAAAGUAGUAUUUUUCUUAACAAAAAUGAAUAUAACGAAUUAAAAGGGGAGAAAAAAUAUGACUAUUUUUAUGAUAAUAUCUCACAGAAAAAAACUGAUCAUUCGAAAAAGAGUGAUUCGUCAGAAAAUGAAUCACAUCGAGAGAGGGACAAGGAUAGGGACAAAUUAAAAUACAGAGAUAGAAAAAAGAAAAAAGAAAAGAAAAAGAAGUAUGACCAUAUCAAGAAACUUAUAAAAUAUAAGAGAGAUAAAGAGAAAAAGGAAAAAAAGAAAAAUCGAAAAAAAUGA
Molecule: messenger RNA, 792 nt
Organism: Plasmodium gonderi
Lineage: Eukaryota; Apicomplexa; Aconoidasida; Haemosporida; Plasmodiidae
Exons: 1
Coding region: 1-792 (263 amino acids)
Source: RefSeq, a predicted model, not a curated record